AUGGGCAUAAAGGUGGCAGAUCUGGAAGACGCGCACGUUCCAUGGAAAAGUGUGCAUGAAAAGGCGCUUAAGAACGGCGACAGAUCCUACAUUGAUCCGGCGACCGGGUACACUGCGUUCACUGAGUUGUCGCACAGGGACCGCGGUUAUUGCUGCGGAAACACCUGCAGACACUGCCCCUACGAGUAUGAGAACGUCGGCAAGCCUGAGCAGCUGAAGGAACAGGCACGCGAGGCGCGCAUGAAAGCCCGCGAAAGGCGCAAUAAGAAGAAGGAAAAUAAAGCUGCUGACAGCAACAACGAUAACGAUAACGAGUCGGCUUAG
Messenger RNA from Kickxella alabastrina, 324 nucleotides. RefSeq lists its product as uncharacterized. The transcript has a single exon. Lineage: Eukaryota; Fungi; Kickxellomycota; Kickxellomycetes; Kickxellales; Kickxellaceae. The record is from RefSeq and is a predicted model, not a curated record. Bases 1 to 324 code for a protein of 107 amino acids.